Penicillium brevicompactum is the source of this 2322-nucleotide messenger RNA. Its product is annotated as zinc metalloproteinase family protein. The transcript is spliced from 4 exons. Lineage: Eukaryota; Fungi; Ascomycota; Eurotiomycetes; Eurotiales; Aspergillaceae. The coding region runs from base 1 to 2322 and encodes 773 amino acids. Gene Ontology annotation, cellular component: cytoplasm. The record is from RefSeq and is a predicted model, not a curated record.
AUGCCCUUCUUCAAACAGCUACGGCGCCGUUCCAAGGCCAAUUUCGCAAAGAAUCCCUCACAUAGCGUGGAGGAGGUCUCCGGCAAAUCAUCCUCUACGAUCGACACCUCCAGCUCCAUCACUCCACCUUCCUCCAUCAAGCCCACCCUCUCAACCCCCAGUCUCCCAGCCCUCAACGAAUCUGAAAGUGCAAGUACCACCAGUACAACAUUGGCCCCUCAGCGACCGCCCUUGGCCAACUCUCAGCGGAACAGUAUCAUUGGCAGCAGCGCCUCAUCGGUCAAUGGUGUCUAUCGGUCACAGCCUUCCGUCUCGCCUUACGCCCCGAGAAUUGUGUCCGUAUCUGAUAAUUCAUGGGUCAACCAGAAAGUCCUCCUCGUUUAUGGCCAGAUUGGCGACCCGCGACAACAUCCGCUGGACGGAAAUGUCACCGUCUACCACCACCAAGAUAAUUUCCCGUCGCUCGGCUGGCCCGUCACCGCGUCCCAUUUCAAAGCCCUCGUCCAUUUAGUCCCCGGUCCUAAUCGCCUGCGCUUCGACUUCGUCUCCCCCAAACUGUCCACUGGCAGCGCCCACCCGGCCAUCCACUCAGCCUGGAUAUGCAUCAACUACCUGCCGUUGGUCAACACCCCACCUUUGCAGCUGGUGGUCCUACUCGGGAAGGACUCCGAUGGCACGUACGAUGCAGUACCGGAGAGGGCAGAGCGCGAGGGGAACAACUUGGAAACAGCCAUUCGGAAGUAUCGAAUGGCAGCCUACCUGUGGCAAGCCUUCACCGGCGAGCAAAUGUACCGCAACAACUUCGGGCGGCGCUGCUUCCGAUUCGAGGAGGAAUGGCAAUCGGGGAGUUUGAGUCGCCGGGACCUGACACAGGCGCAGAUGCGCAACGAAGCCAAGAUCCACGUGGUGCGCUCAGAUAAGACCGUGGCCGAACUCCGCGACCUCAACAUUGCUCAGCAAAACGACAAGGCUGAAAAGAAGGAUGAGCUGUUCAAUAUCGCCAAGGAAGCCGUGCGGAACCACUUCCAGCCGCAGCCCGGUCAGAAGCAAUACGUCUCUGUUCUUCUCCUUGAUUCGCACUGGGACACGGAGUCGCAAAUGGUGACAGGCCACGCUGCGUUGGGCUCCGCCGACGACGAUAUCAAGAUGGCGAUGUUUGGAUCUCACUGUCUCCAAAGUUACCCAUCCUGCUUGGAGGAAAUUGUCGAUGCAUUCACUGACUGUACCCGAACGGACACGAAUCACGUCGCCAACGACUGCGGCGAAGCAGGUUCUAACUGGGAGUCGGCCAAUCUAGGUAUCGGGGCUCACCUGCAUGAGGUUGGUCACCUUUUCGGAUGCCCGCACCAGGAAUCGGGAGUCAUGCUUCGCGACUACGUUCAGCUGAAUCGAACAUUCCUGACCAAAGAGCCCUUCUCUACACGUACCAAGGCACAGGGGUUGAAAGUGUGUUUGCCCAACGAUGAAUGUGGGUGGCACCGUUUGGAUGCCCUCAGAUUCCGUUUCCACCCAUGCUUCAAACUUCCCACCGACGCCUCCCCUCAUUCGGAUGACAGUGUCCAAGUCUGGCCUGUGGAGAGUGGGAAGAUCCUGUUUACUGCCACAUCUGGGAUCGCUUUCAUGGAACUGUAUGCCGAAGGCGAUACCUUCUGUCACAAAUCCAUUGAAUAUCUCAACACCGAGUCCAGCCCCAAUGGGCUCCCGCGGCAAGUCACUGUGACCGAGACUGAGCUCCGCCAGCGUGUGUACGGCACCGAGAAAGAAAAGAAGAAGAACAUCAAGGUGGUGGUUGUCUCUGGAUCAUUGGGCAGCUACACCGUCGAGAACAUCAGUGAGCUGAAAUCAAAGAACUCGCUCGUCAAGCUGCCGAAGAGCCAGUCUGGGUACAAGAGUGGUCGACUUGGGCACUCAGCAAUGGAAGGCAGCGAGCCAGAGCAACUCUUGCUGGAGAGUGCUUUCAUCAAAACGAAGCUCUUGACAUCAAUUAAGGUCUACCACGGCUCUGCCCUAGACGGCCUGGAGUUCUGCUAUGAAGAUGCCACUACACAGCUGUUCGGCAAGCGAGGAGGGAAACCCGGUGGAGAUGACUUCAUUCUCGACACUCGACGUGGUGAAAUACUUCUCGGCUUCUAUGUCCGGGCUGGUCAAUGGAUUGAUGGCAUUGAAAUUCUUACCAGCCUGGGGAGGAAAUCAGGGAUCUAUGGAAACGCCUCUGGUGGCUCAGGUCACACUUUGAUCCCGCCUUUAGGCUACAAGAUCGCUGGAAUUGCUGGCUCCUCUGCAUCAUGGGUGGACGGGUUUUCAUUAAUCAUUCAACACUGA